AUGGACGAGAUGCUGGGACUGAGGAGAAUUCUUCUGCUGGGGGUUCUGACCAGCGCUCUGGUGCUCCCUCCUCCUGCCUUCACCUGUGGACCGGGCAGGGGCAUUGGCAAGAGAAGGCCCCCCAAGAAGCUGACCCCCCUAGCCUACAAGCAGUUCAUCCCCAACGUCGCCGAGAAGACCCUGGGGGCCAGUGGAAGAUAUGAAGGAAAGAUCACUAGGAACUCGGAGAGGUUUAAGGAGCUCACCCCCAAUUAUAACUCUGACAUCAUUUUUAAAGACGAGGAGAACACAGCAGCCGACAGACUCAUGACUCAGAGAUGCAAAGACAAACUCAAUGCCUUGGCAAUUUCAGUGAUGAACCAGUGGCCGGGUGUGAAAUUACGGGUGACAGAGGGCUGGGAUGAAGAUGGGCACCAUUCAGAAGAAUCAUUACACUAUGAAGGGCGAGCUGUGGAUAUCACCACUUCUGAUAGGGAGCGCAGCAAGUAUGGCAUGCUGGCCAGGUUGGCAGUAGAAGCUGGAUUUGACUGGGUCUAUUAUGAAUCUAAAGCUCACAUCCAUUGUUCUGUUAAAGCAGAAAACUCGGUGGCUGCAAAAUCUGGUGGUUGCUUUCCUGCCAAUGCUAGUGUGUCUUUGGAAGGUGGUGGUACCAAGGCAUUGAAGGACCUAAGGCUAGGGGAUCGGGUGCUAGCAGCAAAUGAGGAGGGCAAGUUGGUCUAUAGUGACUUCCUCACCUUCUUGGACAAGCAGGAGAGUGUGAAGAAGGUCUUCUAUGUGAUUGAGACCACUGAACCCAAGCAGAGCAUCCGACUGACAGCUGCCCAUCUUAUCUUCGUGUCACAAAGCUCAGCUAAUGGCACUAGGUCUUUCAAGUCUAUUUUUGCCAGCAACAUAAGACCAGGAGAUCAGGUGUUCCUAGCUGAUCAUACGAUGAUGGAUCUGAAGGUAGUGAGAGUGGAAAAGGUCUAUUUAGAAGAAGACAUUGGAGCUUAUGCUCCUGUGACCUCUCAUGGAACAGUGGUCAUCAAUGGGGUCCUGGCCUCUUGUUAUGCAGUCAUUGAAGAACAUAGCUGGGCACACAUGGCUUUUGCCCCGCUCAGAUUUGCCUACUACUACAACCCAUCUUCCACGUACCUUCAUGUUGAAGGCAUCCACUGGUACUCACAACUCCUUUACCAAUUAGGAACUUGGAUCUUGGAUAAUGACUCUCUUCAUCCACUGGGAAUGUCAGUGAGGUCCAGUUGA
Staurois parvus is the source of this 1245-nucleotide messenger RNA. The record is from the annotation of a GenBank genome assembly. NCBI's taxonomy places the organism in Eukaryota, Metazoa, Chordata, Amphibia, Anura, Ranidae.